Messenger RNA from Schistosoma guineensis, 517 nucleotides. NCBI's taxonomy places the organism in Eukaryota, Metazoa, Platyhelminthes, Trematoda, Strigeidida, Schistosomatidae. The record is from the annotation of a GenBank genome assembly.
UUAGAUUUUCUUUUUAGGUCGUCUGUUCGACGCUUAGUUUUUUCUAUUCCCACUGUUACUGUUACUGCCUGUGCUAUCAUGAGAUUUGGCCUGACAAAUUUAUCUCUGUGUUAAUGAGGUAUGACAACUUGAACAGAUGCACAUACGUACAGGUUCUACAUUUAUGACUGACUGGUAUUCUCAGAAACCUACCACUCUUCAGAUUUUAACAGCAUUUCAUGCAUAUCAUCCAACACCAACAACAGAAGAAUUGUGUACAUCAAAUGUUAAACUAGCCUUUGAACUUAUUCAAGCAGCUGGUAUGGUUGAACCUCCAGCAAAACUUGAAGAAAUUGUUGCAGGCGAUAGCAGUGCUGUAUUACUCGUGUUGUAUGGCAUCUACUCAUAUUGUGCACAUAUGGAGGAUGAACAACGUCGGUAUGAAAUAAAUAAUAUUCGGGAACAAGGUGAGAUGGAUGAAUAUUACGUUAAUAACCAGAAACCUUCUGUACAACAUGGUCUAAUUAAUUUAUCGUGA